GUUGCCGACUCGCCAUGAGCACAGAAAAUAAUCUCUUCAUAGAGAACCUARCAGACGAUGAGAGAAAAACCAUUGAGAAGAUUGCAAGACAUCUUUCAAACCUCUCCACACUAAAAGGCAAUGGGGAUCAAAUUAGCAAGACUGAUGAUAUCCGUUUGCGUAGAGUUGUUCAAGCCUACAAAGAGUUCAAAGACUCUCAAUUAGGUUUCGAUUUGGUCGACGGUGAGGUGAUCAGUUCGUCCAGCUUUAAUUACCAGGAUUUCAUCUCUCCGUCUCGACUCCUCGUCGAGUUAUCUGAAGAGACGAGGUUUAUUGUCCAUAAUGUUAACGAAAUGAUUCAAGAAUGUAAACGGAACUCCCUCUCCAAAAACAAUGACAUUUCAAAGAUGAAUCCAUUGCCUGCUAACUCAUUAAUCGAAGAGAAAAAAGAAGAAGAAGAAGUUUGGAAGCGAAGAGGAAAAGUUGGAUGGUGGAGUUUAAUUUCCGCCUUUUUAGCACCUUUGACUUAUCUGAUAGAUGUUGGGACUGAUUUCAAUCUUGCCCGAUCACAUUUUUCCCAAGGGGACACCUGGUGGGGAUCUCUAACGCUCAUGUUGGUGAUUUUGCCUUCAAUUUUCGUCAAUCUGAUGUCAUAUUUCUUUUAUGUGAACGACGAAGAGAAAGUAAAAAGAAAACCUGAAAGUGGUUGGAAAGCUGUUAAAAUUGCACAUGUUUUGCAGCUUGGAUUAAUCGAGCGAUAUUGGCGUGUAAUUGUUCAACGCUUCAAAACAAGGUCUCAAACGUUUUCGCAUGUGACGCCAUUCAAGUUGAACAUCGCCAUGAACCUUGACACGGCCAUGCUGCAAAUGAUACUUGCCUUCACUGAAGAUGCACCUCAACUAGUUUUACAACUUUAUGUCCUUAUCCGUCAAAACCGCGUAGAACACUUAAUCUCAAUGAGAGUACAAGAUAUAAAAACACUUGCUGCUAUAUGUUGCUCAUUUAUUUCUUAUUCACUGGCUUUGACAAAUUAUCAGAACGCAUUGAGGGACUCCAAAGCAGACAAAGGAGAGCUGGGAUGGAUUGGCUUUGCUGCAAUAUUAUUUUGGCGGGCGUUCAUGAUUGUGUCAAGGGUUUUCGUCCUGGUUUUCUUCGCCACUGAGUUUCAUCUUUGGUUCUUUUGUGUCUUGUGUCUGCACUUUGUUGUUGUGCUGGUUUUGAUUUGGAAACAAGAAAUGAAAUUUUUUAUUGAAAAUAAUAAUUCUAAUAGUACAGCUAAAAGCCUUAUAUUCGGCAACAACACCAACAUAAAUAAUAUCAGCAGCACUACUGAAACUACUGAAACUACUGCCAUCGUAUCAGACACUAUCACCACAACUGACAAUAACACAACUAAUGACAACACUGCCAACACCACUAGCAUCAAUAUCGACAACAAAAUCGCUGAUACUAACAUCUUUUCUGACAGGGACACUUUAACAGCCACGAAUCAUGUGGAUGCCACAGGAAAUACUAGUAUCAUUAUUAUCAAUGACAUCAUCUGUGCUAACAUCAAAAACCACAGUAACAUUGGUAAAAACAGCAGUAAUAUUGACAGUGAUAUUUCCAAUAACAUCAACUCAACCAAUGAAAGCAUGGUCAAGAACAUCAAUUUCAAAUCAUCUACCAACACCGAUUCAAUKAUCAUCACUAACCUAAAUGCUUCAACUCAUUCAUUCAACAACAAUGAUUCUGAACACAAUGAUAAAGACCAUGAUCUGCACAACAAACUCCAGAUGUUUACCCGUGUUAUUAUAGCGUACAUGCACAUUUUCUCGUUUUUUGUCCUCGAAGCAAGUAGAUUGAUAAGUUGGGCUGUUAAAUAUUAUCUCUUAAUUGGUUUAGAAGCCGUGUUGUUUUCAAGUAUUUGGUUUACAAACACUAYAAGCUAUGUUUCAUACAAGCUGGAAAUCUCGGGAAUGUCCGUCAUUUUUCUCUGUUUUGGAAUAGGCCUUCUGAUGAUGGUUGUCUACUACAAGUGUCUACAUCCUACAUUAGAUAAUCCAYCUGUAAAAACCAUUCCCCUGRAGGACCUUUGUGAGAAUAUGGCAAAUAAGGAUGAAAAGGAAGAGCGUGACCRAGACGACUUUGACCUAGGAAUUCAUUAUCCAAAAAACCGAGCCUCAAGUAUAGUAAGGAAAGUAAUGAGCUUUGUUCCCAAGUAAUAUAGUUAGAAUUGAUAGCGCUGUGUCAAAUUCAAAUAAAAUCUCUAUCAUAGAACA
This is a messenger RNA of Exaiptasia diaphana, 2240 nucleotides long. RefSeq lists its product as uncharacterized. Gene Ontology annotation, cellular component: membrane. The transcript has 2 exons. NCBI's taxonomy places the organism in Eukaryota, Metazoa, Cnidaria, Anthozoa, Actiniaria, Aiptasiidae. Bases 15 to 2183 code for a protein of 722 amino acids. The record is from RefSeq and is a predicted model, not a curated record.